AUGCCGCCGUCAACACCUUCUUCCAACACCUCGGGGCCCCACCCUCAGUUAGAAGGCGAUACCUCCUUCCCACUACCAGAAUUCCAGCUUGUCCCCCGUGCACGCUUUCACUGGCGCGCCGUCCAGAAUGCAAUCACCAACGCCACCACCGCAACUCCCUUCCCCCUCUCCCUCCUAGACCCCCAUGUGGUCUCCAACGUCACAACGGGCCUGUGGACGCUCGCAAGCGAAGACAUCCCCCGCGCACUCUACGGGGUCCAAAAACGCAUCGAUCUCCUCGGAAACGACUACUACCUCGCCCACAUCUACCGCACCCUAUUCUGGUGGACCCGGCCAACUCAUACCACUGUCCUCGGCGACCUCAUCGGCAGCCAGUGGCUUGACGACGCAGAAUUCGACCGGCGCAGCCACCGCUUCUGGAACCGCGUUUUCAAAGGCGGUCUGCGCGUGGACGACGCCCUCACAACCACCGGUGCAGUCCACGGCCCCGGCCACGAGGCUGUAUACGAGAAGGCAUCCAGCCACCUCGAGCCCCUGGGCCCGGACGCGGACCCGGCAUGGGCGCGACGUAUUAUCAAUAUCGCUGGGAACCAUGACAUUGGGUAUGCGGGGGAUGUCAGCGAGGCGCGCAUCGCGCGCUUUGAGCGAGAGUUCGGGCGCGCGAACUGGGAUAUCCGAUUCCAGCAUCCGCCGAUGCAAUUUGGAGUGAACGGGACUGCGGCCGCGCUGCGUGAGACUGUUGCACCGACGCUGCACUUGAUUAAUAUUAAUACGCUGGUUUUUGACACGCCUGCGCUGUCGGAGGAGGUGCAGGCGCAGUCGUAUGAAUACCUUAAUGACUUGAUUAGCGAGCGGCUGUACGAUGUGGAGGAUAAGUCGACCUUUACGCUACUUCUGACACAUUUGCCGCUUCACAAGAAGGAGGGAAUUUGUACGGAUGCUCCGUAUUUCAGCUUCCAUGAUGAAGCGGACAAGGAGGGACCGGAGGGGGUUCCGCGCUGGAAAGCUGAUGGUCUUAAGGAGCAGAAUCACUUGAGUGAUUAUCUCAGUGCUUCGGGAAUCCUGCAGGGCAUCUUCGGGCUCAGUGGUGACGAGGAUGUCCCUGGUGGUGGCUUUGGUCGGAAAGGCCUUGUGUUGACGGGCCAUGAUCACACCGGCUGCGAUAUUAUUCACUUUGUGGAGCCAUCUGUCCAGGACAAUGAAAGCGUAGAUUUGGAUGGUGAAGCAAACGGCCCAGAGAAGACUUGGAAAUGGGCUGCUAGACGCUAUUAUGAGACCGAGCGUUUCGAAAAAACGCCAAAGGAGACCCCUUCCAUCCGUGAAGUGACCCUUCGCUCGAUGAUGGGCGAGUUUGGUGGUAACGCUGGACUUUUGUCUAUUUGGUUCGAUGCUCAGCAGGGUGAAUGGGACUAUGAGAUCAUGAUGUGCCCUGCUGGUGUACAGCAUAUAUGGUGGGGUGUUCAUAUCCUCAUCCUCAUCACCUUGGUGAUUGGCUCAGCGUGGACCAUUCUUGGAUUGGUGUCCGGAAAGCCGCAACCUGGCAAGGAUUUGGAGAAGCCCAAGAUCGGCACAUCGAGUGGACAUGGUCGUUCGGAGGCAAAGAAGAAGUCCUCGAAAGGACAGGAAUCGGUGCGAUCUCGCUCUAAGAAAUGA
Penicillium chermesinum is the source of this 1653-nucleotide messenger RNA. RefSeq lists its product as uncharacterized. The record is from RefSeq and is a predicted model, not a curated record. The transcript has 2 exons. NCBI's taxonomy places the organism in Eukaryota, Fungi, Ascomycota, Eurotiomycetes, Eurotiales, Aspergillaceae. The coding region runs from base 1 to 1653 and encodes 550 amino acids. Gene Ontology annotation, cellular component: endoplasmic reticulum. Gene Ontology annotation, biological process: GPI anchor biosynthetic process.